AUGUCUGAGGUUAUUUAUGAUGAAGUGACCAGUCUCGAGAGUCUGGAAUUAGAUAGAGGAGAGAGAGUGGAGAUGAUGGUGGACUUCUAUCAAGAUUUAGAUGCUGUAAGAAAUGAUGAAGUGAUGAUAAACACAGAGAGACAGCAAGCGCUUCAACAUACAGGAAGAGUCUCAGUGAAGAACAGAAGACACAGAUCAGUUCAAGUGUGUUUGUGUUUACUGUCUGUUCUUCUGUUCACUGCUGUAAUAGUCAUCUGUGUCUAUUUCAACAAUGAGAGAAAACAACUACUAACACACAACUAUAACUUGACUGAAGAAAGAGAAGAGUUACUAACACACAACUGUAACUUCACUAAAGAAAGAAAAUUAACAGCCAACUAUAACUUGACUGAAGAAAGAGAAGAGUUACUAACACACAACUAUAACUUGACUAAAGAAAAUGACAAAUUAUUUAGAAAAUACAGCGAUAUACUAAACCAGAACAGAAUCUUGACUGAAGAAAAAGAAAAAUUCAGAAUCAAGAGUGAUGAACUCCCAGCUGCCGUACAAGAGAAGGGACUGCUAAUUCUCCAGAUCGAUAACUUAACCAAAGAAAGAGAUGAGUUACUUACAAACAAUGCAAACCUGCUAAAUGAGAUAAACCAAUGUCAAAAGGAGCCCAGAAGUCUGUCCGAAGAACGAGGGCAGUUAAUUAAUGAAAAAGAAGAAUGUAAGAAAUGGUUUACUGAACAAGAUCAGCGCUCUGAUAACUUCAAGUGGAUUUAUUACAACUUCAGUUGUUAUUACAUUUCAUCUGAGUGGAGAAGCUGGAGUGACAGCAGACGAGACUGUGAAGAGAGAGGAGCAAAUCUGGUGAUUAUAAACAACAAAGAGGAACAAGAGUUUUUGAAGAAGGCUACAGGUGCCUCGAUUUUUUGGAUUGGUUUGAGUAGAGAGGGAGGGGUGUGGAAAUGGAUUGAUGGCACCACAAUGACAUUAAGUUUCUGGAUGGAUAAAUACCCCAUAUCUUCCAGUCAUAACUGUGCUCUAACAUCUGUAUCAGGGUGGUCUCAUUAUUCAUGUGAUUAUACUCAGUAUAGCUGGAUCUGUGAGAGGAGGAUUUUACAGUGAAAUACAACAAAACUCAUGAAAUAUCACACAAGUACCAGCUUGUUUAGUAAUUAUGUUUGUUAAUUGUUUAUUAUUAUACAAUACUACUGUUAACACAGUAAAAUCUAACUUUUUUAUUUUAAUUGUUUAAUGUUGUUUUCAUUUCUGUCUGUAUACUUUUGUCUAAUAUUUUGACUGUAAAAUAUAGAGUGGUAAUCUGGUUGUGUUAAUAGAUUAUAUAACUUCUGUGUAUUUAGGUUUUAAAGGCAUACAGUUUGUGUUGACCUGUAAAUGUUACACAGUGUUGAGAAUGAAGAGCCCUUACAAAAUAUAUAUUUGUAUAGCCUAUUUACUGUCAAGAACAAUUGUAAAAAAAUAUAUAUAAAGUUGUCAUUGGGCCAGUACCCUUUUAAAAAAUAAAGCUUUAAACUAAAAAGUACAUAGUAUCUUAGGUACCAAAUGUUUACAUAUCUGUACCUAAAUGGUACAGCUUUGGACCUUUACUGCCCCAGUGACAUCUGGUAAACAUUGUUUCUCACUGUGUACCUGUACUCAAUCCUUAAAAGUUUAAUUAUGUAUUUUUCAUAUACUUGGCUUAUUGUUGUUUUAGCUCUUUUGAUGGAAAAGCCAAUUAAUUACUAGUGAAUACUUCCUAGUUUUAGGUCUUAUAAACUUACAAGUUAGAUUUAGUGUGGAAUAGCUUAGAGUAAAUAAAACAUUCAUGGAACCAAAACGUGACUGCUGAACUUAAAAAAUAAAUUUAAUUUAAAUUUCAAAUUGUUGGAGUUUUAUUUAACUUCCAGUCUGUUGAAGUUUAUUUAGUUUAACAAAGCAAUGGCAAUGUUGUAACCAGGGGCGUCAUGCACCAUUUUUUUUUAAGGGGGCACAGUGUGCACAGCUCACAGAAAUUUGUGCAUACACAGACAUAAAACGAAAUAUUAUAGAGCUUUCAGUCUUUUCCAUGGCACUUACAUUUCUAACAAUCUG
Messenger RNA from Paramisgurnus dabryanus, 2076 nucleotides. RefSeq lists its product as uncharacterized. The record is from RefSeq and is a predicted model, not a curated record. Lineage: Eukaryota; Metazoa; Chordata; Actinopteri; Cypriniformes; Cobitidae.